CCGCACCGUUGCAAUCCCCAGACUACCCCGCAAAACCUCCCGCUCACGCCAUUGAAUCCUGUCUGCGCUCGCAAUCCCAUUGAGACAACGUCGACACACAUAUUCGAACCAUGUCAGCCGCAGAUUCCAUCCGCAAAACGCCCAGCGAAACGGAGAUCGUAGCCACCCUCUCACACCUGAAGCUCUCCACCACCGUCCCCCAGAAGCCGCUCCACAAGCCAAAAUCCAAACCCGUUGCCGACAGCUGGGAUCUCGAGUCCUCCGGCUCCGACACCGAGACCGAGGCUUCUGAUGCUCCGCUGUCGAUCAUUAGCACCGCAAGCACUGCGAACAAUGAUGAGCUCCCCCCGCACCCUCCGCCGCCAACCCCCGCGUCCCCGACUCCCUUUGACUUUCCGGAUGACUCGGUCUAUGGCGCCGGGCGGUUGCGCGGCGACAGUGGCGUGAGUUCGGGACUAGAUAAACGGCCCGAGAAGACAACUGCGGUUGCGGGGCGGAUGAUUGCGGGAGCGCUGGGCAUACGUGCGCCGAAGAGGACAGAAGAAGAGAGGGAGUUUGACCGGGCGAUGCGAGAGAAGGAGAGGAAGAGGCGCAAUGAGGAGAGGGAGAGGGAGAAGAAGGAGGGAGAGGAACGGGAGGCCAGGAAGAAGGCUGUGUGGGAUGAUUAGGCCUGGUCGGUUGCAGGACGGGCAACUCGACGUGACGCUGCUGAUGAUUCAUGGCUCCCCUCUCGUGUAUAUCAUGUCCCCUCCAGAUCCACCUGGCCACUGGACGACUGUCUUGCGAGUUAAGCAUUUUUUCUUGACCUUGUACAUAUUACAUACAUAACAUAGCUGGCCAUGGUGAAAUGCACGGCGCCCUCAAACAGCGAGCGCGAGGAAUUUCAUUAA
Molecule: messenger RNA, 890 nt
Organism: Boeremia exigua
Lineage: Eukaryota; Fungi; Ascomycota; Dothideomycetes; Pleosporales; Didymellaceae
Exons: 2
Coding region: 111-668 (185 amino acids)
Source: RefSeq, a predicted model, not a curated record